AUGGCCAUGGUGGAGAGGAGGUAUGCUCCCUGUGCCAGCCAUGGCUUCUUCCUCCUACGGCUGCUGCUGCCGUUCUUGUUGUUCUUCUCCUUUAUUGAUGUGCCACCGGCCGCCGCCGCCACCACCACCACCACGCAAUCGCCUCCACUGACCGACACGCAAAAGUCCAUCAUGAAUGAUAUUGCGAGUCUGGUGAACUCUGAAUCCGCUUCCGCCAACACCAGCUGGAACGCUGCAGACAAUCCAUGCAACUGGACAGGAAUCAGUUGCAGAAAUUUCAGUUCUUUCUCGGCCGUCACUAGCAUCAGCUUGCCAAACUAUGGCCUAUCCGACUCCUCCAUCUUUGCCCACCUUUGCCGGCUUGACACCUUGCAGUCCCUUGACCUCUCCCGAAAUUCCUUCACAAAUUUGUCCGUCCAGUUCUUCGCCAAUUCUUCUUGCUCCAUGAAAAAAGGGUUGCAGUCACUUAAUCUGAGCACCAAUCAGUUGGCUAAUUCGCUCAGUGAUUUAUCCCACUUCCCCCAGCUAGAAGUUCUUGAUUUGUCCUUCAAUUCCUUUGCCAGUAGAAAUCUCAGUGCAGACUUGGGUUAUUUUCACAAAUUAAAGAGCUUCAAGGCUAGUACCAAUAAGUUGAGUGGUGAUGUUCCUACCAGUAUGGUCGGCUCUUUGCUGGAGUUGGUAUUGUCUGGUAAUCAACUGAGUGGUUCAAUCCCUCUGGGUUUGUUUAGAUAUGAAAAUCUUACUCUGCUAGAUCUCAGCCAGAAUCAUCUAACUGGUCCUGUCCCAGAUAAGUUCAUGAGUCUCCCCAAGCUCGAGACUUUGCUUCUUUCAGGCAAUAAACUGAUCGGGGAAAUACCAGCGAGCCUCUCAAAUGUGACAACGCUGUCUAGGUUUGCAGCCAACCAGAACAAUUUGACUGGUCCGAUAGCCAGCUGGAUUACCAAGCACGUAAGGAUGUUGGAUCUGAGUUACAACAAUCUGAGUGGGACGAUCCCCUCAGAUUUCCUCUUGCAUCAGGGGUUGCAGAGUGUUGAUCUUACUGGCAACAUGCUUAGUGGAGCUAUUCCUGGCACCUUGUCUCAAAGCCUCUACCGCUUGAGGCUUGGUGGAAACCAGCUUGGUGAGAACAUCCCAGUGUCAGUUUGUGAUACCUUGAGCAUGACUUCUCUUGAGUUGGAUGGUAAUCAGUUAAUAGGAAAUAUACCUCCAGAGCUUGGCGGAUGCAAGAGCUUAUCGUUGUUGAAUCUGGCAUCAAAUAAUUUGAAUGGUUCAGUGCCUGAUUCCAUAGGGAAGCUUGACAAACUGGUAGUGCUGAAGCUUCAAAAAAACAACCUCAGUGGUCCAAUUCCAAGUACAUUUUCUGAUUUGAAAAUCCUGAGCACAUUGAAUCUUAGUCAGAAUUCACUCAGUGGAGAGAUACCGAGUGGAAUUUUCGAGAUACCAAAGCUUUCGAACUUGUAUUUGCAGGGUAACAAUAUCAGCGGACCUAUUCCGAUCUCAAUCAGUUCAUCGAAGUAUCUAAUCGAGCUCAAUCUGGGUGAUAAUGCUCUGACUGGUAUCAUCCCAACCAUGCCAACAACUGUGACUACAUCUCUUCUUAAUCUUAGUCAUAACCAUCUUAACGGGCACAUUCCUUCAAACAUCAACUCUUUAAGUGAAUUGGAGAUUCUUGAUCUUUCACACAACUACCUGUCUGGUGAUGUGCCAUCUUCAUUAGGGAGCCUGCAAAGCCUGACACUGCUGGAGCUUUCUUAUAAUAAUCUGUCUGGGCCUGUUCCUAGAUUCCGCCCAAAUCAAAAUUUGGAUAUUGAUGUUGUCGGAAAUCCUGGUCUUGUAAAUGGUACAGAAAACAAUAAUGGCACUCCUACUACUGAUAAGAAAAAAAGGCACUAUUUCAUCAUCAUCAUCUUCACUAUUGCCGGUGCUCUUGUUGGAUUAUGUGUGCUUGCUGUUAUUAUUGUGAUGUCAUUGUCAAAGAGAGUGUAUCGUGUUGAAGAUGAAGGAUUACCAGCUGGAGAAUCGGUACCGCAAAUAAUCAGUGGCCGUCUCAUAACUAUGAACAGCAUCCACACCUCUGCAGUUGACUUCAUGAAAGCAAUGGAAGCAGUCGCCAACCACCAGAAUAUCUUUUUGAAGACCAGGUUCUGCACCUACUACAAGGCUGUAAUGCCUAACGGCUCAACAUACUCUGUAAAAAAGCUUAACUCUAGUGACAAGAUUUUCCAAAUUGGGAGCCAGGAGAAGUUUUCUCGUGAAAUUGAGGUUCUAGGGAAAUUGGCCAAUUCCAAUGUCAUGGUUCCAUUGGCCUACAUCUUGAGUACAGAUUGUGCCUACCUAAUCUAUGAGCAUGCACACAAUGGCACAGUGUCUGAUUUGCUACAUGGUGGAAAAUCAGAAGUUAUAGACUGGCCUUCACGAUAUAGCAUUGCUUUGGGGGUGGCCCAAGGGCUGACAUUUCUUCAUGGGUGCACUCAGCCAGUUUUGCUUCUUGAUUUGUCAACAAGGACCAUCCACUUGAAGUCAACAAAUGAGCCUCAGAUUGGAGAUAUCGAGCUUUACAAGAUUAUUGACCCUUCCAGGAGUACUGGAAGCUUUUCAAUCAUUGCUGGUACAGUUGGUUAUAUUCCACCAGAGUAUGCUUACACUAUGAGGCUGACGAUGGCUGGCAAUGUCUAUAGCUUUGGAGUCAUUUUACUUGAGCUGCUGACAGGAAAACCAUCGGUCAGUGAUGGCACUGAGUUAGCCAAGUGGGCGCUAAGUCUUUCAGGCAGGCCUGAUCAAAGGGAGCAAAUCCUUGAUACCAGGGUCUCAGGAACCUCAAUUGCUGUUCAUAGCCAGAUGCUGUCGGUCCUGAACAUUGCUCUCUCUUGUGUUGCAUUCUCUCCAGAUGCUCGGCCAAAGAUGCGCAACGUCUUAAGGAUGCUCUUCAAUGCAAAGUGA
Miscanthus lutarioriparius is the source of this 2940-nucleotide messenger RNA. NCBI's taxonomy places the organism in Eukaryota, Viridiplantae, Streptophyta, Magnoliopsida, Poales, Poaceae. The record is from the annotation of a GenBank genome assembly.